Molecule: messenger RNA, 1539 nt
Organism: Jatropha curcas
Lineage: Eukaryota; Viridiplantae; Streptophyta; Magnoliopsida; Malpighiales; Euphorbiaceae
Source: RefSeq, a predicted model, not a curated record
UUUUUUAUAAAAAAAUUCAAAAGUGUUUAAGACACUGUUACUAUAAUUAACCCAUCCAUUUACUACUGAAGAAGAAAACCAAAGAGAGUUUGAUUUAGAGAGCUGAGUCUCUCUAUCAGUUUUCUUUUUCUGGAUAGAGAUUCUGAAUCUAUGGAGGCUUAUAAAAGAUGGGUUAGAAGCAAUAAAGAUUACGUGCACAAUCUCGAUUCUCUUGCCAAUGGAGUGACAUGGCUUCUUCCUGAGCGGAUUUCCGAUUCAGAAAUAGCAUCAGAAGCAGUAAGUGCUAUCUUGGGCAUAAUCACUGCUAUCAAUGAGCAUAUAAUCGACUCCACUCCAACCCAGAUAAAUCCAAGCCUUGUGGAGCCUUUUUGUCUCCCUUAUUCAUUUUGUAUAUCCGCAAUAAAGGAGUUUGAAAGACUUGUUGAAGUUACAGCAGAACAUUAUUAUGGUGAAGAUAAGAAAUGGGAUUUCAUAGCUUUUACAGAAGCAAUGAAGGUUUUAGUUAGGCUUGCUUUGUUCUGGAAUAGUGGAUAUAAGAUGCUUCUGCAUGGAGGAGAAACACCAAAUAUUGAAAAGCAUUCAAAUUUAUCUUCUGAGUGUAACACUGGAGAUUUUUCAAAGCCUAGAAGCCAUAAUAAUAAACUUGGUCAUUCAGAAGAGAAUCCAAGGAAUUUAGAAGGGCAGGCAUUGUCUGCUUUGAGCUUGUUUGGAGAAAAUGCUAGGAUGAUACCUGACCCAGCAUCUUUUGGUGGGAAUCAAAAUCAGCAUGACAUUAUGGAGCUUCCAUCUCCUGUGACUGAGAGAACACCACUUUCCACAAUGUUGUCUGAGAAAGGUUUUCAUGGAGGUUUAUUUGUCGUGGGAGAGGUUCUUUUUAUCACAAGACCUCUAAUUUAUGUCUUGUUUAUCAGAAAAUAUGGAAUCUGGUCUUGGACCCCUUGGUUCCUUUCUCUGGCUAUGGACUUUGUUGGAAUAGGCUUUCUAACACAAGCUACAAAGUCCAGGCAUAGCAGAAAACGACAAGAGCUUAAUCUUACUGGCUCUGAAAAGAAUGAGGUGUCGAUUUUGCAUUUGAAUCAGUUAAAAAGAAGAAAAUUGUUAUGGGCACUUUACCUUAUGAGAGAUCCAUUCUUUGGCAAGUACAUUAGGCAAAGACUUGUAAGCAAGGAAAAACUACUGGAACCUGUUCCGGUUAUCGGACUUCUAACAGUAAAAAUUCUUGAGCUUGUUCUUGGAGCUCAGUCUUGUUACACUUACAUGUCAGGGUCAUGAGAGACAAAUCAGCAGGUAAGUUAGUCUUCUGAUAUACUGCCACAAUAUAGGAAUCUAGUUGGGUUUGUUAUUUUAGUACAUUAUUUACUGAAAUGUUAUUUACUGAAAUGUUAUUACUAAAUUGGCGAUAACCUUUGUGGUGGGAGGAUUCGAGAUCUCCCACUCUCAUAUUUUCUAUAAUCUUAAUAUGUUUGUUGAUAGAAACGAUUAUGGAUAACUAGUCCUUUUAUGACGUGCACAUUGACUAUACUUAUAUUCGUACUCAAA